CCACCUAGAGUAAAGAAAGACGCUUCAUCUUCGUCAGUGAUUUGCAAAAGACAGACCUUGUGCUUACUCUCAUGUACUGCAGCCAGCGAUUUUCCUGUUACUUAUUCUUGGACAAAGAAUGGUCAGAUUCUCCGAACUAAUGGUAACGGAACCAUAUCUCUCAAACCUCGUGAUACAAAGGAUUAUGGGGUGUAUGUUUGUAAUGUUACAAACAAAUAUGGUUCAGUAGUUUAUAACAUAACAGUGUCCGAGUUUCAAAAGACAUCAGUGACUGCUCGAAGAACAAAGACAGAUAGCAGUGAGUAUUUUGACUAGUGGUAACAUUAUGGCAGAUUACGAUUUUUUUUUUACGAAGUAUGCUGUCACGCAAUGCCUUAUAAGUUUAGGACGUGAUCAUCUGCUACAUUUAUGAUGAACUUAGGGAACUAACGUAACAAAACAACAACUUUGCACGUGCAUCACAUUUCUUUGAAAAUUUCUUUGCCGUUAUACGACGUGAAACUUCUGAAUUUCACGUUUUAUGGAGAACUUGAACACAAGAAGUCAACUCCAGGAAAAAUCGUUAACAUUUGAUAAUAGCCUGAAUUUCAGACAUUCCUUCCAGUCGCUCCCUCAGUAAUGUGGGAGUCUGAGAUUCAGGCUAACAAAUCAAAAAAGAGUUUAAGUUUGAAACAGCGCGAAUUCACUUUUUUGGUGACGUCUUCGCUGCCGUUGUCGUCGUCUCUGCUUAAGCUUCCUAAUACCAUGAUACAAGAACUCAUUCUAGCCGUUAAACUAUCAAAACAGUGUGAAGAUCUCUAUUGUAUUGCAUUGCAUUUCACCCCAUUAUGUUAUAUAAUUGCUCUUGAUCUCAAUCACUAGUCAUGGCUUUUCUAAACUCUAGCUCGUACCAAAAAAGUCAUAGUAUUUCAAGCGAGAAGCAAAAAGAAAAUUGUAGAUCUUAUAUGGCCGUUGGUUUUACAAUCGUCUUAUUUUGGGGUCCAGAUUGGUCUCCUGGGGGGGUUUAAUUCCAGUUUUCAAAGGCAGUCUCAUCUUCUAACAUAGGAGACCCUCGGAAGCUCUAAGGAAUUCAACAGGAUCAUAACUUGAACUAUUAAAGUAUUGUGGAAUAUAGUACUGCUAGCGCUUGUUUACUGAAAAUUAAGAAGCCGGCCCAUGCCAAUCGUGGAGGAUUUUGCAUUUUCUGUUUUAUACAUUUUUUGUACUGAAAGGUACAGAAAGCUCGCACUUUAGCUGAAAUAUGGCUUGACACCACCCCGCAUUUAGGACUGCCUGCACGUCACGGCAUUUUGCCAAAAUCUGUGUAAGGAAUGGAUAAAUAGCUGCCUAAAAAAAAAACAACUGAACAAAUGGAGAAAAACAAAAAUUUGGUGGCAUAUAACCCACAGUCCCUCUGUUCUCAAAGGGUUAUGAAAAAAAAAUUGGAUCACCACAGCACGCAGUUAUCGUAUGGUGCUAUAAUCAUAAAACAAAACUGAAUGCAAGGCUGGCACUACGGCAAAGAGCUGAUUUAUGAUAGGCCAAUAUUUCGGCUAACAAAAUAAGCCUUCCUCAUGGCCAGAACUAUACGGUUACCGAGAGAAAAUAGCUUUUAACGGUUCCUAAAAUUUUUAAUGUAAGACUCUCAUAAGUGGUUGACAAUUAACUACAAUUAUUAAUACUCGAUCCGGUAAAUGUUGUACAAUAAAAAUAGAAAUAGAAACAGUUCAAUGUUCAUUCCUUCGGUUCAGACCGUCUGGUGACAGGGUUUUGCCUCUAUCUCCAAGGUGCGCUUCUCUUGCCUUACGGCGUGACAAUAAUCAUAUUUGCAUUAACAACAUAAAAAGGUAGUGAUCGUUGAUAACUCGCUGAUUUUCAAAGCAAUCAUGAACUUUUUCUUUGCGAACAAUGUUUCCCAAGUAUAAACUUUAUGUCUUUGCUUUACUUUCCAGGUAAUAAAGACAAUGCCUUCCGUGUCACUGUGCCAGUUUUGUCCUGCGUUGUUGUCCUGCUGUUGAUAGUAACUGUGGUAUUACUAUGGCGACUAAGACAUCGUCCAGUGCACGAUUCAAUACUUGGGCAGCACAUGUCAAAGGCAGUUCCAUAUAUGGAACUAGCCGAACUCUCCUGCCAAACUUGA
This is a messenger RNA of Porites evermanni, 2119 nucleotides long. NCBI's taxonomy places the organism in Eukaryota, Metazoa, Cnidaria, Anthozoa, Scleractinia, Poritidae. The record is from the annotation of a GenBank genome assembly.